UCACGUGACCAUUGUUUUAUUUUUUACCAUAGGAGAAAGCCACACAAAUUUACAAGGAAAUUUUUUAUCGAAAAACAGUAUUUCCAGUUUGUUUCACGCAACUUAGGUAGGGUAAAACCUUUCUACCUUCGAUGUGCUUAGUUUUCAGUGUGAUUUGCUGGAUAUUUCUCCACAGAAUAAAAGUUUUGAUACGUUUCGAUAAGUGACUUUGUUUGUUUACGUAAGGUGCGCGAUCCGGUUUGAACCGGUUUGGGGAGAACUUGUGUCACAACAUGGAAGAGCCGAAUUUCCCCAGGAUUUGUUUACUUGGACAUUCGUUUGUAACUCGUUAACGGCGAUAUAUGGACUCGCAUCCAGAUUUAAUGAACUUAAAGUUGCAUCAGGAUUUUUACAGUGUUUCAGUGCGGGCCCGUGGUGGUCUACGGAUCUCGAGCGUCGCUCGUUCCAGAGACUUCUUGACUUUUGAUAUGUUGCCGCACGUGUGUUUUAUGCAGAUUGGGGAAAACGACAUUCUUUUGCAUACCAAUGAAAUGAUUGUACGUGACUUUCUAUCUUUAGCAUCGUAUCUACAUUCCGGAAUAUGCAUACAAACAGUUAUUGUGGGUCAACUUCUGCGCCGCCAACCUUGGGCCUCGUCACCGGACUUCAACGAACGCAUCAUCGCCAUCAAUGUCAUGCUCCGGGAACAGUGCUCAAACAUUUCGGGUGUGCAUUUCUGGCCUCAUAGAGGCUUCUGGACAGAUUUGUCAUUUCUGUGUCAGGAUGGGGUUCAUCUCCGAUGCCCCUCCCAGUCAUCCCAUGUUGUGACCACCUCUCCUAUGCACCGGUUUUGGCGAAGUGUUCGCUCAGCUAUCUUACAGCAUAGGCACAUUUCAGGUGUACAGCCAUGCCUCCAAAGAGGGGACAGAAGUCCUCCACUCCCACAACCACCAAAAGGCGGAAGACAAUCCAACCCACUGGCACAGAUGUUAGUGAAGCCGUAACACUACAACUGCCACCUGUGGAACCACCUGUGCAAAAUGAAAUCUUAAAUAUCGACUAUGACAAGUUAGCUACAGCUAUUCUAAAACAAUCACAUGCACACAAUGGACUAAGUCUUCAACCUCAAGAGGCCCCUUCAGUGCCAGCAGCUACUUCUCAUUCAUCUGACACAUUACCAAAAUCUACAGCAGAUCCACAAUCAUCUUCAGUACCAGGUCCUUCAUCUCAACAACCUUCAGCUCAGCAACUUUCAGCUCAGCAGCCGACAAGCAGUGUGUCAAGUUCAACACCAGUUUUGGGGACUCUGUUAGAUCAAGUUUUUGCAGGUGAGCCAGCAAGGGCUUCUGAUCUUCCUUACUCAUCUACUAUCGUUAGUGAUGGCAUUCCCCUUGGGUCUUCAGUUUCUAGCAAACUUAAGUCAAAAAUUUGGAAUAAUGAAUUCAUUGAUUUCCGAUCCCUGCAAAAUACCAGAGAAGAACCUUUGAGUGUUUCAAUUUCCACGGGGGUCAUCAAAUUACACCAAAGUCCAAAAUGUAAAAGCCCCAUAUCUAUCUCUCAAUGGACAGAUGCAUUCUUUGUGUUUUCGGCAGUUUACAUAGAAAAAUACCCUGCUGAAGCCCCCAAUCUUUUAAAAUAUGGGCACAUGGAAGCCUUCCAGAUAGCUCCUCAUCUCAGUCCAGUACAGACAGAAGUUCCCAAGGACCUCUUAACAAUUUGAAUCCAGUUUGCCUGAAACUACUAGAAUCGUCUCUGUCAUCAUCAACCUCUAAAGCUUAUCGCAGAAGUUGGAAUUUGCUCCUUACAUGGAACCCUCACAUCUCACUUCCAGUGUCUGUGACAGAUGUUUGUAACUUUAUAGGUCAUCUAUUUCUUCAAAAUUAUUCACCCAGUACAAUUUUUUCCCACAUAUCAGCUAUCAGUUUUAUGCAUAAAUUAUGUAGUAUCCCAGACCCUACUCAAGCUUUUAUGACCAAGAAAAUUCUUAAAGGGUGUAAGGCAGUAGGCUCAAGGAGGGACACACGCUUGCCUAUCACAGCACCGAUCUUACAAAAACUCAUUGUUGCUCUAGAACACACUGUGUCUCAAUACUCGCUCAGACUCCUGUUGCGAGCACCUUUCUUGUUAGCUUUUCAUGCUUUUCUCAGAUUAGGUGAGAUAACAGCAAAAUCAAUCAAUGCUGUAAAUAGUGUUUUACAAAGGUUAGAUAUCACAUUCAAGCAAGAAAAUAAUCUAUUAGAGGGAGUUCAAAUAGUUAUGAGAGAUUAUAAAACAAACAAACAUCAUGUCCCAAUAAUCAUUUCCUUACAAGCUUGUCCCAAUUCUCUUUACUGUCCCGUUCAGGCAUUGUAUAAAUACCUUGCCUUCUAUAAACAUUCAUCCGGUUCACUGUUCCAGACCAUGGAUGGCUUGCCGAUUACUUACUCGGUUGUUACUUCACACCUCAAAGCAGCAAUUCAGUUUAUUGGAUUAAGUCCAGAUCAAUUUAAGGGACACAGUUUCAGAAUUGGGGCAGCAACACAUGCAGCCUCACUUGGUUUCUCAGACAAUGUCAUUCAGAAGCUUGGAAGGUGGAAUUCUGAUGCUUUCAAACACUACAUCCGUAUUCAGUCUUUUCAUAUAUAGCUAAUUGUACAAGAGCAGAUUUCAGUCCAUAUCCCUGUGUUAGUUCCCCAUGUCAAUAAGUUUUAAAACUUUAAGACGGUUCAGAAGUAUUCUGCUGUCACAAAUAACCACAUAGACUUUGAAGAGCAGAGGAAAGUUGUCGCUGCUCAUAUUUGGAUCAGUCAUAUUAUAGGAGACAGUUCAGAAGUUUUCUGCUGUAUUUUAUUCCCAAGUCCUAUUCAUAAUUUUUUAGGAAUACACGGCAGUUCAGAAGUCUUCUGCUGCCUAAAAGUUAUUAUUCAACAUGUCAGUUCAGAAGUCUUCUGCUGCCUAAAAGUUAUUAUUCAACAUGUCAGUUCAGAAGUCUUCUGCUGACAUAUUUUUCAGUCUUUUUAUAUUUGUACAUAUCAUCAUAGGUAUAUAGUCAUAGGCAUAGGAUAUAGUCAUUUUUUAAAGGGCAUAUUGAAUAUAAUUUCCUUGCUGGCCACCACAUGCUCUCAAUGUCAAAUACUAAGUAACAAAUAUUUUAUAUUGAACUAUUGUUUAUUACCUAAGGUUGUAUUAUAUUGUCAUUUUUGAUACUCAUGUGUUUCUUUUCUAAUUUAUUAUUUGACAUGAACGUUAUAUGUACUAUAAACAAUCGUCUCAAAUUAUAAAUUGCGCCUUGCCAAGUCGCCUUGGGUGGGUGGAUCCAAUUUGCAAUUGGAUUGUGGCGUUUAUUUUCUUUUUACCCACCCUUUUUUGAUGACAGGCAUAUCAGUGCCUGCUUUAUGAUAUAUGUAAUUUUAGGGGGUCAGAUUGCAUAAUAUGUUACCAAAGAUUUUUGUAUUCUUUUAAAGUUUGUUCUAGUCUUGUCUGACCCCCUUAUAAUAUGUUUAUAUUUUGUUUUGCGUCAUUUACUUCAAUAAAUGACAAUUUUUCACUUUCA
Messenger RNA from Saccostrea cuccullata (small rock oyster), 3511 nucleotides. RefSeq lists its product as uncharacterized. Gene Ontology annotation, molecular function: DNA binding. The record is from RefSeq and is a predicted model, not a curated record. The transcript is spliced from 3 exons. Bases 887 to 1699 code for a protein of 270 amino acids. Gene Ontology annotation, biological process: DNA integration; DNA recombination. NCBI's taxonomy places the organism in Eukaryota, Metazoa, Mollusca, Bivalvia, Ostreida, Ostreidae.